AUGCGCAUUCCGGUAGAUCCGAGCACCAGCCGCAGGUUCAGCCCGCCCUCCAGCAGCCUUCAGCCGGCGGCGGGGAAGAUGAGCGAGGCGCAGCAGGAGCAGAACGCCGCGGUGCCGAGGCUCCGGCAGCACGACAACCGGACGAUGGUGGAGAUCAUCGCGGACCACCCCGCCGAGCUCGUGCGCACGGACAGCCCCAACUUUCUGUGCUCGGUGCUGCCGUCUCACUGGAGGUGCAACAAGACUCUCCCGGUGGCGUUCAAGGUUGUCGCUCUGGGAGACGUUCCUGACGGGACGGUGGUGACGGUGAUGGCAGGAAACGACGAGAACUACUCGGCAGAGCUGCGAAACGCCUCGGCUGUCAUGAAGAAUCAGGUGGCGCGUUUCAACGACCUGAGAUUCGUCGGCAGGAGUGGAAGAGGAAAGAGCUUCACGCUGACAAUCACGGUAUUCACGAACCCGCCGCAAGUGGCCACUUACCACCGAGCCAUAAAGGUCACAGUGGACGGACCUCGGGAGCCGCGAAGACACAGACAGAAACUGGAAGACCCCCCUAAAGCACCGCUGUUCUCCGAGCGCCUGAGCGAGUUAGAGCGUUUACGACAGACCACCAUGAGAGUUGCCGUGCAAACCCAGAGUCCCCGGCCGUCUCUCAACGCCACGCCGAACUCCUUCAAUCCGCAGGGGCAAACUCAGAUCUCAGAUCCGCGGCAGGCGCAGUCCUCUCCGCCCUGGUCCUACGAGCAGCCCUACACUCCUUACCUGAGCCAAAUGACGUCUCCCUCCAUCCACUCCACCACCCCGCUGUCCUCCACCCGCGCCACGGGCCUGCCCUCCAUCAGCGACGUGCCAAGACGCCUCUCAGGUACGUCGGAUCUCAGUCCGUUCUCGGCUGACCCGCGGCAGUUUGAACGUCAAUUUCCCGGGCUGUCCUCGCUCACAGAUUCCCGCUUCCCGAGUCCCAGAAUGCACUAUCCCGCGACCUUCACGUACACCCCUACUCCGGUCACCUCGGGCAUGUCUCUGGGCAUGUCCACCACCACCCACUACCACACCUACCUGCCUCCGCCGUACCCCGGAUCCACCCAGAACCAAAGCGGGCCCUUCCAGACCAGCAGCACGCCGUACCUCUACUACGGUGCCUCGUCCGGGUCCUACCAGUUCUCAAUGGUGCCGGGAGGAGACCGAUCCCCCUCCAGGAUGCUGCCGCCUUGCACUAGCGCAUCCACCGGCAGCACCCUCAUCAACCCCAACCUGCCCAAUCAGACGGACGGAGGCGAGGCGGACGGCAGCCACAGCAGCUCGCCAACCGUUCUCAACUCCAGCGGCAGGAUGGACGAGUCCGUCUGGAGACCAUAUUGAGACGGUCUGGUCAAAACGAGACCUCACGCAGCACUGUUAGCCUUAAAGACAGAGAGCGAGAGAUAAUUGCAUGAAAGAAUCAUCGGAUUUGAAGCACAAACUCAUAGGUACUCAUUGGUACUAUAUUGAAUGGUUGCAGUGUAUUUUUACGACUACACUGAUGUUUUUUAAUUCUAUAAAACAGAUGACCCUUACAGAGAAUGAUUUCAUGGCAUUAUGGUACGAUCAUAUCAGCAAUGGUUAAAGUGCCCCUAUUAUGGCUUAUGAGAGGUUCAUAUUUUGGUUUUGGGAAUCCCAAACAACAGCUUGACAUGCAUCAAGGUAAAAAACACUUUUAUUUUCUUAUAAUAUACGUUUAUUUUUACCUUAUUUUUUUUAACAACUCCCAAACAAUUCGUUCAACAAAAAAAAUGACCUUGGUCUGAAAACGUACCCCUAAUAUAGAUUUUUCUAAAAUUAGCUUUCAUGCAUUGUGUAACACAGCGAAUAAAAGUGAAUGAAAACAUUCUGCAAAGUUUAAAAUCUCCAAAGUGCACCGUAUAUAAAGUUAUUGUCUCUCUCAAAAAAAAGAGUUGACUUAUUUGUCCUCUUGAGUUGGUCUGAAUGAAAAUGCAAAUUCAUUCUUUACCACUAGGUGCCACUUUUGGAACGUUAAAAGCUCACAAACAUUGCUUUAAACGAAAACGAUCGAUCACCAGAGGAGUUUGGAAAAAUAAAUCAUACAAACAAACCAAAUAAGUGUUUUUUUUUUUAACUUGUAUGCAUGUCAACCUGUUGUUUGGAACUCCCAAAACCACAAUAUGAACCUUUCAUAACCCAUAAAAGGGGCACUUUAAGCGAAGUUUCGGCAAAUGUGAACGCACCUUUAGUCUAAUUCAUCAGACAUUCCACUUCAUCAGUGACAUAUAAUGCAAGUCACUGAAUUUAAAGGAAUAGUUCAACCAAAAGUCGUUCCAAACCCGUAUGACUUUCCUCCACAGGACGCAAAAGGAGAUGUUUAGCACAAUGCUGACGCUGCACAUUUAAAUACAACAAAAUCCUGGUGUUCGGGGCUUUUAAACUCCAAAAAGCACCAACUAAGUGGUCCAUAUGACUUGUGAGCUCAUUCAAUAGCUUCGUGCAAAAAACAGACCUAUAAUUAAAAGUAAACGAUGCCUGAACGUCUAUUUUUGGAUGAACUAUCCCUUCUUCUGUCCUUGAGUAAACUUUCAUUGCAAUAGGAAUGCAUCCACACUAUUGGCGCAGAAUAUUUUUUUAUACUAACUCGGUAUAAUUUUGCAUUUCUUAACACUGAAAGCAAUUGUUUUUUUUUUUAUUUAUGCGUGUUAGAAGUCAGCUAUUUGAAACAGUACUGGCUAAUUCCCUCUGAUUAUUUUAAUUUAUGUAUGAAAUGGUAGCAAACGGUACUGAUUCGAGAAGCAAUAUAAGCCAUAUAAACUUUAAAUUAUGCAAUGUGUUUAGAGGGACAAAAUUUAAGACGUUUUGAAUAUUAUUUUGGGGACAUCUAUUAAUAACUUAAUGAAAUAUUUACUCGUUUUGUAAUUUAAAUGUUUUGUUAUUAUUAUUAUUGUUAUUGUAAAGCAACCAAAAAGAACAUCCAAUGAUUUGUAAGCAAUGAAGGAUCUUUUCAUUGUAAGACUAUAUCCACAAUUAAACACUCGUGGGUUUUUCUUAUUUUUCUCAGAAUAAGUUCUCAGUCGGAAAUGUUACAUAUUAAGCAUUAAGAAACGUUUUAGACUGAGUACAUCUGAGCAAGCGACAUCUAUAACAAAAACUAUCAAUAAAUGUACAAAGGUAUGUUGCUAGAGUUGACGUGCCGCACUCUCCACUUGUUUGAUUUUGGUAUCCAAUGUUUAUCUAGUUAAUUUAUUUUAGAUUUAUUUUUAAUUUAAUGUUUUUUGGUGACUACAAGAACGACCAAACUCUUGCAGCAGUGGCCUAAACCUUUGCAUCUUCACAUACAGAUACGAUCAAAUCUCACGCAUGCACUCGCAAUAAUAAAACGACCAGUUUCCGUCUGGUGUGCAGAUAUGAAACCAGUACAAUCGUCAAGCCUUCUGUUCUACAACUGGAUGGUUAACUGCACUUUGUAGGUUAGUUAAACACUAUGCAAACUGUACUACAACAAUCAAACUCAGAAACGUCUCUUUGCUGUGUGCUAAUGUUCUUGAGGUACAAUAUAAUUGAGUACUUCGAUAUUACUGGCAUGUUAGGCAACGUAAUCUUUGGCAAACUUUGGGCUGCAAGACAUUUUACCGAACGGACAAUCAAAUCGAGUAGCCUAAAAUACACAAUGGAUGUUUACCGGAAAAAGUUUAUCAUCUCCAUUUCUAGAAUUUAUUUAUUGGUCAGCAAUCCGAGAUGAGUUGGGAUGAAAUUAUUACUGGCGAGAGAACUCCUGCAAAUAUGUUACCAGUUUUGAAACAGUUAUAUUUGUAAUAAUGCGAUUUUCUUUACACUUUGUAGUUGGCGUCUUUGAAGAAUAAUGUGUAUGUUUUUUGGAUUCAACAACAAGUGGUACUUGAUAGAAUGUUUGUCCAAAUGUAAGUUAAUAGGCUGCUGGCAGCACCCUCCUGAAACAAAUGUCAUUUGUCUUUUUAUUUCCUUUUUUUAUUUGUUUAGAACAAAGCACUUCUUCUUUCGAAGGGAUGUAAAACAAAUGGAGCCCAUGAUGGCAAAAACAAAAACACAGUUGAAUGUCCGGGUUAUAUUUUACUCAAAAAGUCACGUUUAGCAUGAAUAGGUUUUUUUCCGAUUCAAAAAACCAAUUGAAAGGGGAAAAAUUGAACAGAGGAACAAUAAUUGGUCGCGAUAAAUUAAAUUAGCAAAUGAAAUUUAGUUUACUGGCAUAUAAAUAACUUUUAAUGAAUGUAAAUACGCGUUUUGUUAAAUAAUACGAAAAUAAUAAUUCCGAAAGAUCCUGAACAAAUACCAAAUAUGGUUCUAAACGUUAUGCAAAAUAUAAUAUCGUGUUACAUUUUUUUCUUCGUUUUCUGGAAAUAUAACCGGAACAAGCUCAGUUUUGAGAAAGUCGCCCAAAAUUAAUCGAAAUCAUGGCAGAAACAACUAAUUUGAGCUUUUUAAAAAAGCCUCUAUGCGUGUACCACCCUACUAAUUUCUUCUGUACAGUAUUAAACUGCAUUUCUUCGAGUCCGGCAACAAUAACUACACCUACACUGCUGUUCUUAACUGCCCCACUAUUUGAUUUAGCCUUUUCUUUUACCGUGGUGUCUUCUGGUAGUGAGGAGAGCGUUUAUGUUUACAGAAUGUUUACAAAAAGCUGCAAGCAGGUAACUGCAAAUGUAAAGAACCUCUGCACUGUUAACUUUGUAUGAAUCCGUGUUUAAUUGCUUCAAUAUGCCUGAUAAUACAAGAACAACAUUGGUCUGUCUUAAUCGAACAUGUCACAGGGCCAAAUAUUUAUAUGCUUUUGGGCUAUGGACUAUGUUUUUCAUUGACCCUUUUGUAUGUAGUACCCUAGCGAGAGUCGGUUUUAUGGGUCAAUAGCAGAGAUUCCUUCCGUGAGACUUUUAUCUUCGUUCUAUAGCAUUGAGAUUUCACUCACAUACAGAGAGUUUUGGGCUUCUCCUUAUUCGCUAAUUUCAUUUACAUUGCAAGUAUGCAAGGUCAAAUUAACACAUGAAGAAAACCAAAUGCUUCCGAGGCGUCUCUUGCGUCUCUCAUCGUCGUUUCUAAACUUUUAACUAAAGUGUUUUGCAUUGAAACCCUGGAAAUCCUGCUAUCGUUUUGAUUGAACACGAUCCUUGGUUUGUAAACGAUGGGAGAGCGCGUUAUCUCAUUUGCGUCGCGCAUUACUUCCUUGCACAUACUGUACAGAUGUUUCAGUUUCGACAAUCUUUCGUCCUGUUUCAUCCAUAAAGUUUGUGAAACUUUAACCUGUUUGUAUGGGACUAACAAUCCAGUAAAAAAUUGUGAGAUUUUUGAGCAUUUCUGAUGAUUGUAUCAUUUGUCUUUGAGAAUAAAAAUGGCUUUUUGUUAUAA
Puntigrus tetrazona (Sumatra barb) is the source of this 5364-nucleotide messenger RNA. RefSeq names its product RUNX family transcription factor 2a (gene runx2a). Gene Ontology annotation, biological process: hemopoiesis; regulation of transcription by RNA polymerase II; regulation of cell differentiation. The transcript has 6 exons. Lineage: Eukaryota; Metazoa; Chordata; Actinopteri; Cypriniformes; Cyprinidae. Gene Ontology annotation, molecular function: ATP binding; RNA polymerase II cis-regulatory region sequence-specific DNA binding; DNA-binding transcription factor activity, RNA polymerase II-specific. Bases 1 to 1362 code for a protein of 453 amino acids. Gene Ontology annotation, cellular component: nucleus. The record is from RefSeq and is a predicted model, not a curated record.